Messenger RNA from Galleria mellonella (greater wax moth), 1236 nucleotides. RefSeq lists its product as uncharacterized. The transcript has a single exon. Bases 1 to 921 code for a protein of 306 amino acids. NCBI's taxonomy places the organism in Eukaryota, Metazoa, Arthropoda, Insecta, Lepidoptera, Pyralidae. The record is from RefSeq and is a predicted model, not a curated record.
AUGCAUUUGGCUACAAAUCCUAGCGGUAAUAUAUACGUAUCUACGAGCGACCUCACUUCAUGCAAGUCCUACGCUAUAAAGAAGAAGAUCUGCACCUCUUUUGUCGCAUAUGAAGCAGCAUCACGUCCAUUAUGUGAGCUCCAGAUCCUGUUAAGCAUUUCAAAGACUUUACCUGAAAUUUGUACCACAUCCACAUUUGAAGCAAGAAUUAACACUUUUCAAAACAUUGACAACAACCAAUGGCUUUACAUACUUACAGAAGACACUAAUUGUAUACUUCAAUGUAAAACGGAAGUUACACAUCAUAAAUUACAAGGAGCAGGCAUUUUAUCCUUACCGGAAAACUGCAAACUUUAUACUGGGUAUAGUACGCUAACAGCCUUUCAAUCUAUUGAAGAAAAUGUAACAUAUCCUGUAAUAGUUCCAGACAUUAGAACAGACGAUUGCUUUGAAGAAUACAAGAACUUUGAAGCUCCAAACUUAAUUCCUAUUAAAAUUAAUGAAAUGCCUUUGGAUUCACUGAAACAAAUAAAACAUCAUGUCGAUAAAUUUAAGGAAAGCUUAGAAAAUAUGAGAUCUCGACCAAUCCUACAAAGAUAUUCGUCAACGUUUACAUGGAUAUACUUCGUGUUAUUCAUAACAAUGCUAGGAUACUUCAUUUAUAAAAUUAGCAAACGUUGUCCUAAUGGAUUACUCCUGCGUAACCGAAGACCAAGCCGUGAUAAUAGUUGUAUACAAAUAUUUAACAACUGUUUUUCAAACACAUCACGACGUCAGAGAAUCCAAGUUGCCGUCCCGAUGACUACUAUAGCAACAAGUACCUGCGUAACGGAAGACGAAGAGGAAAAUGAAGAAAAUUAUCCAAGAACUUCAACACCGAGAGUUCAAAGAUCAAGCUCUCAAGCCCAAUCUUUAUUCUAAGGGGGAGGUGUUACAUAUAUUAAGAGUACGUGACCUAAGACCAUGUGUCAGCCUACGACCUAAUCAUUAUAAUAUUUGACAUUCCUAUUUGUAUAUUUGUAUUUGUCCAUUUGAUAUCGAAAUCAUUAUAUUGUUUAAUAUUCAUAUUUGUAUAUUUGUUUAUCUCAUACAAAUUUCCAUUAGUAAGUUAUUAUCUGUAUUUGUUGUCACUCUUUCGAUGGAAGUAUUUGACUAUUGUAAUUGUAAAUAGUAAUUAAGAUAUCUCUACUAUAUAUAUGGACGAUUUGUAAUAAUAAAGACAGUUCAAUUCAGAUA